Mixia osmundae IAM 14324 is the source of this 618-nucleotide messenger RNA. RefSeq lists its product as uncharacterized. Gene Ontology annotation, cellular component: cytoplasm; nucleus. Gene Ontology annotation, molecular function: ATP binding; protein serine/threonine kinase activity. Bases 1 to 618 code for a protein of 205 amino acids. Gene Ontology annotation, biological process: protein phosphorylation; mitotic DNA damage checkpoint signaling. The record is from RefSeq and is a predicted model, not a curated record. Lineage: Eukaryota; Fungi; Basidiomycota; Mixiomycetes; Mixiales; Mixiaceae. The transcript has 3 exons.
AUGAUCUGCUCGGACGUUGCGCACCUCCACCAAUAUGGCGACAUUCCUCGAGAUAUGAAGCCCGAAAGCAUACUGCUCACAAGGGACGAGCAUCCGAUUUGCAAGAUAUCAGACCUUGGCCUUGCACGGAUGUUUGAAGCUGGCGUCGACCUCACGACGCAAUGUGGCACUGCCAACAGUCUAGCGCCAGAGGUGCUUGCAUAUCGCAACGGCAAGACCGGCUACGAUCAGGCCGUUGAUGCUUGCUCGAUCGGCCUUAUCGUCUAUGCUUGUCUGUCGAAUGUUUCCCCUUUCAUUGAGGACACAAAAAGAGGAUAUCUACCUUCGCAUGCCGAGUCGAUCGCCGAACCCGAGAUCGCAGUUGACUUCCUUCAACGCUUGCUAUGGCACGACCCAGAAAGUAUCGUUUCAUCACUACCUAAGAAGCCGUCAAAUACGCAGCGAGCGCGGUCCACCAGUCGGGCUGCAUUUCGCAACGGUCUAGACAGCUCACGCGCACUAGCAGCCAGCUCAAUCAAGGUUUUUGCGCGCGUCGCUGUUGCAGAUGGCAUGCCGAGCUCAUCUGCUCCUGCCACGCUGCCCGCAUCACGAGCAAGACUCUUUGUAAAGCCAGUAUGA